AUUGUUCUUAGAAGUAGUUAAAAUCUCUUAGUUUCCUUUGUUUCGUUAACUCUGUAGAAGUAGAAUCUAACACUCUCACUUAUUUCUACCCUGCUUAUAGUAAAACCAGAGAAACACAGUAGUGCGACUAUGGAGCAGUUCAAAGGCCAACCUCGCCUCCCAAAAUUCGCCGUCCCGAAACGCUACGACUUACGCCUCAAACCGGACCUCUCCGCCUGCAAGUUCGCCGGCUCUGUCGCCGUUGACCUCGACAUCGUCGCCGAUACCAACUUCAUCGUCCUCAAUGCCGCCGACCUCUCUCUCGUUACCGGCUCCGUUUCGUUCGCCAACCGAGGCUUUUCUAAGGUGUUGGAGCCUUCAAAAAUUGAUUUGGUUGAAGCAGACGAGAUUUUGGUUUUGGAGUUCGCGGAGACACUUCCGAUUGGGAUCGGAGUUCUCCAUAUCGGGUUUGAAGGACCUUUGAACGACAAAAUGAAGGGGUUCUACAGAAGUACAUAUGAGCAUAAUGGUGAGAAGAAGAAUAUGGCAGUUACGCAGUUUGAACCGGCUGAUGCUAGGCGAUGCUUUCCGUGUUGGGAUGAACCUGCUUGCAAGGCUACAUUCAAAAUCACAUUGGAUGUGCCAUCUGAACUAGUAGCUCUUUCCAACAUGCCAAUUGUUGAAGAAAAAGUGGAUGGGCAUCUGAAGACAGUUUCAUAUCAGGAAUCACCAUUAAUGUCUACAUAUUUGGUGGCAGUGGUUGUUGGUUUGUUUGAUUAUGUGGAAGAUUGUACAUCUGAUGGGGUCAAAGUUCGAGUAUACUGUCAGGUUGGUAAGGCAAAUCAAGGGAAAUUUGCAUUGACUGUUGCUCUCGGAACACUUGAAUUCUACAAAGAAUACUUUUCCGUGCCUUACGCUCUACCUAAAUUGGAUAUGGUUGCAAUCCCUGAUUUUUCUGGGGCCAUGGAGAAUUAUGGUUUAGUUACAUACCAUGAAAUAGCUUUGCUCUAUGACGAUCAGCAUUCUGCGGCUGCCAAUAAGCAGAGGGUUGCUACUGUCAUAGCUCAUGAACUGGCACACCAGUGGUUUGGCAAUCUUGUAACGAUGGAAUGGUGGACUCAUUUGUGGCUGAAUGAGGGGUUUGCAACAUGGAUUAGCUAUUUAGCAACUGAUAGCUUGUUCCCAGAAUGGAAAAUAUGGACUCAGUUUGUUGAUGAAUCUACAGGCGGUCUUAGACUGGAUGGCCUUGCAGAGUCCCAUCCCAUUGAGGUGGAGGUAAAUCAUGCAGGUGAGAUUGAUGAAAUUUUUGACGCAAUAAGUUACAGUAAAGGUGCAUCUGUUAUUCGGAUGCUGCAAAGCUAUCUUGGUGCUGAACCCUUUCAGAGGUCACUUGCUUCAUAUAUAAAAAAAUAUGCUUACUCAAAUGCGAAGACAGAAGAUUUAUGGGCUGCCCUUGAGGAGGAAUCUGGUGAGCCUGUGAACAAGCUAAUGAAUUCAUGGACAAAGCAAAAGGGAUACCCAGUUGUCUCUGUCAAAUUCAAAGAUCAGAAAUUGGUGUUUGAGCAGUCUCAAUUUCUAUCAAGUGGUUCCCAUGAGGAUGAGCAGUGGAUUGUGCCAAUAACAUUGUGCUGUGGCUCAUACGAUGUGUGCAAGAAUUUUUUACUGCAAACAAUGUCUGAAACUCUUGACAUUAAGGAAUUCCUUAGUGAUAGAAGCGGUUCAGCAUCUGCUUGGAUGAAACUCAAUGUUGACCAGGCUGGUUUCUAUAGGGUGAAAUAUGACGAGGACCUUGCAGGUAGACUCAGAUGUGCAAUAGAGAGAAAAUACUUAUCUGCAACAGACAGAUUUGGCAUUCUAGAUGACUCAUUUGCCCUUUGUAUGGCACGCCAGCAGCCUUUGACAUCAUUGCUAACCUUGAUGGUUGUUUACAGGGAGGAACUUGAGUAUACUGUGUUGUCUAAUUUGAUUAGUAUAAGUUAUAAAGUUGCAAGAAUCGUAGCUGAUGCGGCCCCCGAGUUACUGGAUGACAUUAACCGAUUUUUUAUUAGCCUUUUUCAGUAUUCUGCAGAGAAGCUUGGUUGGGAGCCUAAGCAAGGGGAGAGUCAUUUAGAUGCAAUGUUGAGAGGAGAGAUUUUGACUGCCCUUGCUGUGUUUGGAGAUGAUCUGACACUAAAUGAAGCAAGUAGGCGUUUUCAUGCUUUCUUAGAUGACAGAAAUACAUCACUUCUCCCUCCUGACAUAAGAAAGGCAGCAUACAAGGGUGUAAUGCAGAGAGUCAGCACCUCAAACAGAUUGGAUUAUGAAUCUCUGUUGAGAGUUUACAGAGAGACUGAUAGCCAGGAGAAAACUCGCAUUCUAGGUUCAUUAGCAUCUUGUUCAGAUCCCAACAUAAUUCUUGAAGUUCUCAACUUUUUGGUGUCUUCUGAGGUUCGUAGCCAAGAUGCUGUUUUUGGACUUGCUGUUAGUAUUGAAGGACGUGAAACAGCUUGGACAUGGCUGAAGGAUAAGUGGGAGUAUAUGUCAAAAACCUGGGGAGCUGGAUUUCUAAUGACUCGCUUCAUCAGUGCAAUUGUCUCACCGUUUGCUUCAUUCGAGAAGGCCAAAGAAAUAGAGGAGUUUUUCGCAAGCCGUUCUAAGCAGUCAAUUGCUAGAACCCUGAAGCAGAGCAUUGAGCGAGUCCACAUUAAUGCAAAUUGGGUUCAGAGUAUUCAGAAUGAGGAACAUCUUGCCAACGCAGUGAAGGAGGUGGCAUACAGAAAGUACUAAGUGACACUUAUUUGGGCUUUUUUUACAGUUUAUAAGUUGGCAGUUAAAAUAUGAGCUGGAUUUAAGAAGUGUUUAUCACUUGCAAAAUAUGAAGAUGAUCUGAAAGAUUGGAUCGUUGAGUUUGUUAUUCAGUUAAUAGAUUAGUUACAGAUUAGUUAAUCUAUUUUCAGUGUAUUAGUUCAUUGUAUAAAUACUGAACUCUUUUAAUCUCAGUCAUUAAUGCAAAUACAGAAAGUUUCCGCAA
This is a messenger RNA of Corylus avellana, 2989 nucleotides long. The record is from RefSeq and is a predicted model, not a curated record. Lineage: Eukaryota; Viridiplantae; Streptophyta; Magnoliopsida; Fagales; Betulaceae.